Molecule: messenger RNA, 414 nt
Organism: Drechmeria coniospora
Lineage: Eukaryota; Fungi; Ascomycota; Sordariomycetes; Hypocreales; Ophiocordycipitaceae
Product: cytochrome b5
Exons: 3
Coding region: 1-414 (137 amino acids)
Biological process (GO): sterol biosynthetic process
Cellular component (GO): intracellular membrane-bounded organelle; endoplasmic reticulum membrane
Molecular function (GO): heme binding
Source: RefSeq, a predicted model, not a curated record
AUGUCCAAGGAGUACACGUACCAAGACGUUGCCGAGCACAACACCAAGAAGGACAUUUUUGUCGUCGUCCACGACAAGAUUUACGACUGCACCAAGUUCAUCGACGAGCACCCCGGCGGUGAGGAGGUCAUGCUAGAUGUUGCCGGUCAGGAUGCCACGGAGGCUUUUGAGGAUGUCGGCCACAGCGAUGAGGCGCGGGAAACCUUGGAUCAGCUGCUCGUCGGCACCCUGAAGCGACAGCCCGGCGACCCUGCCCCGAAGGCCACCCCCGCGGCCUCCUCCUCGAAUGCCAACAAUGCCGAUGGCACCGGCCUCGGCAUCGGACUCUACGCCAUCCUCCUCGUUGGAGGCGUUCUCGGAUACAGCGCCUUCCAGUACAUGUCGAAGCAGCAGGAGAUCCAGCAGAGCGCCUAA